This is a messenger RNA of Anopheles coluzzii, 811 nucleotides long. RefSeq names its product COMM domain-containing protein 4. The transcript has 4 exons. Lineage: Eukaryota; Metazoa; Arthropoda; Insecta; Diptera; Culicidae. The record is from RefSeq and is a predicted model, not a curated record. The coding region runs from base 179 to 790 and encodes 203 amino acids.
ACAGCUGUUUGACGGCGUGUCGUGUACACGGGCCUUUAUCAUGUUGCAAAGCCGCAAAAUAAACAAAUACCAAAUUGUGUGCCCGGUGCGUGAUAAAAAAGGAAGGUGAUCGUUUUUGAUACAGCCGAGGCCUUACACGAUUCUCAACUUCCGGUGGGUGGUGCAUUCGCUUAUCAAAAUGAAAUUUCGCUUCUGCGGUGAUGGCGACUGUCCCGAUUGGGUGCUGGCCGAAAUCCAUUCCAAUCUGGCCCAACUCACCACUGGCCAGCUGAACGAUCUCGGGGAACAUACGGCCAAAUCGAUUUUAGGCGAAGAAAUACCGGAGGCUGAGAUUAGCAAAAUCUAUUCCAUCACUAAAGGUUCCAUGGACGGGCCGAAGGGCGGUAUCGCUUGUUUACGGUUUCUGCUCACCAGUGCCUCUCGGUACAACACGGAGAGUGCAGAAUUCAGCACGGAACUGCAGCAGCUCGGAUUGCCGAAGGAGCAUACCGCCAUCCUCUGUCGGCUGCUGGACGACUACGUGCAAAAGAUACGGGCCGUACUGCGGGAGAAAAGUUUAAGCAUCAAUCAGCUGGACACCUUCAGCUGCAGCAUUCCGAAGAAUACGAUCGACUGCAUUCAGCUCAAGAUCGGGAUACAGAACGAGAUAGUGGACGGGUUGCCGAGAAAAACGGCCCACACCGUGAAUCUCAACCGUAACGAUGCGUUGCUGCUGCUCAGCGAGCUGAAAGCUGUGCGCGAUACGAUGGAGAGCUAUAAUUUUGAUAAGAAAUAUUUGGAAGAAAAAUAAAAUGUACACUGAUAUGGGAAA